Messenger RNA from Nezara viridula (southern green stink bug), 1562 nucleotides. The record is from the annotation of a GenBank genome assembly. NCBI's taxonomy places the organism in Eukaryota, Metazoa, Arthropoda, Insecta, Hemiptera, Pentatomidae.
AUGGACGCUCCUCGAUUCAUAGACUACCACAGUGGACUAAUCCAAUGCUUAAUGUACUGGGGAAUGCCAAUGCCUUGGUGGAUACAAAAGCCAUCUAAAUAUGUCUGGCUUUUGCUGAUAACAUACGAUUCUUUUACGGUGGCUGUGACAUGCUUUGUCUUGUAUCUUUAUAUUUACACUUUGACUCAGGAUAACGUUCCUUUUGAGGAAGUGAACGUUCUUCCACCUGCUAUAUGUUUCAAAUGUUGUGUGCUGGCUAUAUCUCUACUCCAGUUCUUGGACAAGGGUCGCAUGAAGCAGCUCUCGGACGAUCUAGACGCACUAGCCAGAACGAUCAUCGAAAGCGAUCUGGGCCAAGAAGGAUCUGUUAAAGAAUCCUUCCUUCUGAUAUACUCGAAGAGGUCAAAGUUCUUGGUCAACUACUGCAGGACUAUGUUAUACUUCGCUAUCUUCUACUUCAUCAUCUACUUCGGUUCGGUCCCCCUGAUCGACUGGCUCGAAGGAGCUUACAGGAGUCACUACCCGCUUCCUCUCGACACUCCUUUCGACGGAAGGAGGCCAGGGAUAUACGAACUCCUGGUGUUCGCGACUGCAUUUUCGCUGACCAUGGUCAGCGGUAAGCAGAUCAAUAACACCUGCAUCUUCUUGGCUUUCUUCAAUAUUUUGAGAAGCUUCUUGCACUACCUUUCUAUAACAAUGAGUGAGAUGCAGAAGACAUCAUCCUUCGAACGAAACGAUCCUUCCAUCCGGAGGAAAAUAAGGGUCUGGAUACAGAUACAUCAAGAAGUAAACAGGAACUUGCAGGUACUUUUGAAGAUAUUUUCGCCUGUAGUAAUAAUCUAUUCCAUUUACUUGCUGCUAUAUUUGAUGACAGCAAUAUUCAUGCAGAUGCAGAAAAAAGAAGAAAAUAUUUAUCAGACAGCUGCAGAAGGGCUUGCAGUGAUUGCAAUGGUCAGGCAAAUCUAUGUGAUAUUCAGUACAGCUGAUCAGAUAACAACUGAGGCUCAGAAAUUGGCCUAUGUAGCUUAUGAAUUACCAUGGUACCAAAUGGACAAGAACAUGAGGAGGACAAUAAAUAUGAUAAUGAUAAUGUGCAAUAAACCGGUCCGUGUGACAGGAUACAGAGCAAAAUCAUUUAUUCUAAACAGGGAGACAAUCGCAGGGAUUAUGACAAGUGCUGUAUCAGGAUAUUUGACACUUUGCCAAAUGACUGAAGCUUUGGGACCAAAGGAAUCAAGCAAUAAAUAGGACAUAAAAUGAAGAUUUUAUUAGUGGAAACAAAGUUAUUAACAAUAGAUACCAUUUAAGAAGAAGUUGAUUGGGGGAUGAGAUCAAUAUACACAUACUAUUAUAAUAAGAAUAAUAUAUAUUAUAGUAGUAUUUAUUAUAAUUAUUUUCAUACCAUUUUCUAUUAGACAAGAAAAACAAUCAUUGCUUGUUCAGUAUCUCUUCUGUUAUUACAAAAGAUGUUAAUAUCUUCUGUUGGUCUAUAUUUAAUAAAAUUAUGAUCCUGAAUAAAUUUGUUCUAUUAAUAAAAUAAAUGAAAUGAAGUUAUAUUUUUA